This is a messenger RNA of Drosophila eugracilis, 5641 nucleotides long. RefSeq names its product voltage-dependent calcium channel subunit alpha-2/delta-3 (gene stj). NCBI's taxonomy places the organism in Eukaryota, Metazoa, Arthropoda, Insecta, Diptera, Drosophilidae. Gene Ontology annotation, cellular component: voltage-gated calcium channel complex. The transcript has 24 exons. The coding region runs from base 105 to 3923 and encodes 1272 amino acids. The record is from RefSeq and is a predicted model, not a curated record. Gene Ontology annotation, molecular function: voltage-gated calcium channel activity.
CGCAAAGCAUCGCCUGGUAUUUAUGUCGCGCUCCCGCUGGAUCGACCACCAUCAUCAGCAGUUAGUAGAUCAUAGGAAACCAAGGAUUACCCGGGGUAAUCAUCAUGGCCUGGUCACGACUCCUGGCCUGGUGGCGCCUCUGCUUGGGCCUGCUCUCCGUCUUGGUCUGUUUCACACCGUGCGUCAAUCUCCAGUCCGCCGAGAAAAUCAACUACAAUCUCGUUCAUUCGUGGGCCGACAAAUUGGGCAUGGAACUGUUUCAUCUGGGCGAUUUCAUCACCAGGCGCAAGGAGGUGCAAGAGAGUUUCAAGGAUGCGAAAGUCGUUUCGCGGAAUGGCGCCUCCAUCGUCGAUUCGAUGGCCAAAGAAAUCGAAAUGAUGAUGGACCUCAAAGUCAGUGCAGUGAGGCGAAUUAUGGACACGGCUGAGAACACGGCUCUGUCGCAUCAGAAUGAUAUGGCGGACAAGAUGUUCUCCUACUACAGUGCCAAGGAGAUGCUGGAGCCCGGCGAUCCUGUACCACCCAUACCCACCCCGGCUCCGGAUAUGGAUAAGGACAUUGGCGAACCGCUGAUCUAUGUCCAGCCGAAGGUGGUGGUACUGGAACCACGUCCGGAAUUCCACAACACGCCGGUCAACUUCAGUGUCAGCUCGGUCCAUGUGCCAGUCAAUGUGUUCGAUCGAGCACCGGAUGUGAUUAAAGCAAUUCAGUGGUCGGAGAAUUUGGAUCAGAUAUUCCGCGACAAUUACAAAAACGAUCCGACAUUGUCGUGGCAAUUCUUUGGCAGUUCGACUGGCUUUAUGCGUCAAUUCCCUGCAUCGAAGUGGCGAAAGGACGUACCGGUUGAUCUAUACGAUUGCCGUUUACGUUCCUGGUACAUGGAGGCGGCGACGAGUCCUAAGGAUAUUGUUAUCCUAUUGGAUGGAUCCGGUUCAAUGUGGGGACAGAGGCUAGAUAUCGCAAAGCAUGUUGUCAAUACCAUACUCGAUACAUUAGGUACAAAUGACUUUGUGAACAUCUUCACCUUUGAUAAGGAAGUGCACGCAGUCGUCCCAUGUUUCGACGACACACUGAUUCAAGCGAAUCUGGGCAACAUACGUGAACUGAAAGAAGGGAUUGAAUCGUUUAAACCCAAAUCGAUCGCCAAUUAUACCGCUGCAUUGACAAGGGCAUUCGAGAUAUUAGAAGAGACCAAGUUGAGUUCGCGCGGGGCGCAGUGCAAUCAGGCGAUCAUGAUCAUUGGCGAUGGGGCGCCGGAGAACAAUCGCGAGGUCUUCGAGUUGCACAAUUGGCGGGACCCGCCGUACAAGCCGGUCCGUGUGUUCACCUACCUGAUUGGCAAGGAGGUGGCCAAUUGGGAUGAUAUACGGUGGAUGGCGUGCGAGAAUCAGGGCUACUAUGUCCAUCUCAGCGAUACCGCUGAGGUGCGCGAGAUGGUCUUGAAUUACAUACCGGUUAUGGCCAGGCCGCUCGUCUUGGGCAGGCACGAUCAUCCGGUGAUUUGGUCCCAGGUCUAUGCGGACGUCGAGGACACUAAACUCUCCGACUAUCUGUGGGACAUCAACCAGUGCGAGUACCAGAAGGCCGACGUCUUGGAGUAUUGGCAGGUGCACGACCAGAUGCUGGAGCCCAACGAAAUGCACCGCCGGAAAUACAGGCGGAUGAAAGAGACCUGGAACCAGCCUGUGGACUCGAAUGUGUACCAGUUUAUGACCACCGUAUCGAUGCCCAUCUACGAUCGUCGCGAGAAUGCGAAUAUCACCGAAGAAGUUUUAAUAAAUGAAGCACUCUGGGAAUUGCAAACACGUGAGACAAGGAUUGCGAAUAUACUGGGCGUGGCAGGCACGGAUGUGCCCAUCAAUGAAAUCAAAAAGCUGCUAUCGCCGUUUACGCUUGGCGUGAAUGGCUAUGCGUUUAUAGUAACCAACAAUGGUUAUGUACUAUUCCAUCCAGACUUUCGUCCAAUUUUCCAAGGCUACAUAUUAAAGCCUUCAUACAAUAGCGUUGACAUGAUUGAAGUCGAGCUAUUGGAUGACGAUCGGCCCGCCAGAGACUUUAAUCCAGUGCUGAUGACGAUAAGAGAUUCUAUAAUCAAUCAGUCGACAGGCAGCAAAUGGAUGUUGGUCAAAAAUCAUUUCGAUGAAAUGAAACGGGUGGCUCGCAUAAAGCGACAAUACUAUUGGACGGCCAUCAAGAAGACCCCAUUUACUCUGGUGAUUUCCUAUCCAGAGCAAUAUGGCGUGAGUCACAUGGACAUACGAGCUGACCAGGAGAUCCAUCGGAUAAGCAUUAAGGGCACAAACUUACGCAGCGUCUUCAGUGGCAAACGAUGGAAAAUACAUCCCGAUUGGCUAUUUUGCAAGCACAGCAAUAGGACAUUCAAAACGCCAGAGAUCGAACUGCUGUACUUUCUCGAGCGUAUGUCUGAGCCUGGCUGGCGAUGGCCGGGAAGUCGAAGUGCAAUGCCCCCGGAGCACGCAGCGGCCAUGUUCUCUAACAACUCAUCAACUGGCCGUUAUCCAUCAAUCAAUGAAAAAGAAAGCUACUAUUGCGAUCGACAGCUGAUGCAGGCUCUGGUCUUUGAUGCCCGAGUCACCGGAUGGUUCUCCAACAAUACCAGCUUUAAUUCCAAGGAUGACAAGGGCACAAGCGCAUCAAGCCCAAUAGCCGUUCUAAUGGGUUUGCUGCCAAGAAACGAAUUUAAGCAGCGCUUUGGUGUCACCGUAGCCUUUUUGGCCACCCACAGUGGUCUCACCCGCUGGCAUGAGUUCCACUCGAAUGCCGCCGAAGAAUCUGGAGUCGGCGAAACUUUCAGUCAGAAUAACACGAGGGCCAUCGAUGAGAUUUGGUAUAAACGCGCCGUCGAUCAACAUUUUGUCCGGGAGGAGAGCUUCGUCUACUCCGUGCCCUUCGAUGCGGGUGAGAGCAACUCAGAGAUCCUGGUGACCGCCAGUCAUGCCAUUUUCCACAAUGAAGGCGGCAAGACUGCGCCGGCGGCCGUUGUGGGCUUCCAGUUUCAGCACUCGGCGCUCUACAAACUCUUCCACAACAUCACCGGUCAUGCCUGUGCCGUGGAUGACAAAGACUGCUAUAUACUGGACAACAAUGGCUAUGUGGUCAUAUCGACGAGAGUACACGAAACGGGUAGAUUCUUCGGCGAGGUGAACGGAGGGAUCAUGAAGCGUCUGCUGGAGGAGAAUGUCUACAAACAGGUCACCGUCUACGAUUACCAGGCGGUGUGCUUUGAGUCCAAGAACGAUAUCAAUGCCUCCAGCAUGCUCCUUUCGCCUAUUUUCCAUCUGCUGCGCGUGGGCAAAUGGCUGCUGCAUACGGCGCUGUGGUAUAUUGUGCAACUGUUGCAGUGGGCGCCCGGAGUGUCCAGUCAUUAUGCGGACAUGUAUGGCGAUUCCAAUGACACGGAGCCUCCGGCGCCGGAACCGCAUCCAGAGCACCAUUCCCGCAACGGCAAUGGGCAUGGCAAGAAGGAUGAUGACCAGUGGUUGCGCUAUUUAACACUCCAUCGCACCAGGCUCAAGCCGUGCGACAUGAAGCGCGAACUUUACACACUGUACAAGGAGAAGGACAACGUUGUCUACAAUAUGACAGCCCAUGCAUGUGAGCGGCCAUUUGUCGUCCUGCCUAUCCCCUACAGCAACCUCAUACUGCUGGUCAUCGACCAGAUGUGUCCAAGGGAGGGCUCCGUCGUUCUCACGGUCAAUCCGCAGCCGAUCGACUACCAUCUGUCGGUCAAUGAAUCGCUGGCCUGCUAUAAGCAGGCAAGGGAGUUCAACCGGAUGCGACCCCAAAGCUGCAUCAGUCGGCACGCGAAUGAAAGCGGCAUCAAACUGUGCGGCAAGGCGUGCUCCGUGUACGCGAAUCUGGGGUUGCUGCUCCUCUGCCACAUACUCAGUCGUUGGCUGUAACGGAGGUCGAUGGAUUUAGCUUAGAUGUAGGCAAUAUGUUUUUGUAUUAUAUACGACGAAAGGGCAAUCCAGGAGGUGGGAAAUUUUUUACUCUAACGCUUGAGCGCAGUUCAAUAUUUUUGGUCACCUAGAGAAACUUUUCCAAAUUAGUUGUUAAGUAGCUAAAUACGAGUAUCUGUAUCCGUAUCCGUAUCCGAUUUCGUUACGACGACAUUCGGAUCGGAGACAGUGAAAGCGGACAGUGUGUGCCGCCUAUGACGGACGAAGGGGCUGGGCUUAUUGUAGACCUUCCAAUAGACAGGACAAACAUAUAUUUAUUGCAUAUAUAUAUAUAUAUAUAUUAUAUAACUGAAAAAUUCCAACAACGGCCUUAAAUGACUUGCAACCUUCAAGUAAGCUGAAUGCAGAGCGCCGUCAUCCAGGCGACAAAACUUAUGGCACACACUGUACCAAAUGCCGACUACUGCCCAUGGUUAUGUGUGUGAGUGAGUGAUUGAGUGAGUGAGUGCGUGGAUGAUUGGGUGCGUGUUUGAGUGUUAAUCCUAAUCUAAGAAGGCCACAUUUGUAAGUAACACCUAGCUACGAGUUUAUGUUUAAAGAACGGAUCAAGAAACCUAUCGGUAAAGGCGAAUAAUGGAACCAUUUAAUUAUAUAUAUACACACAUACAAACACACACACACACACACACACACAUACGAUAUUACGAUAUAUACCUACGAGUACGCCCGGUACAGUACAUGCUAACUAAUUUAAGUAGCUUUUGUAUAUUUGCUUAGCUUAGCCCAAACAAAAAACUAACCGAAUGUUCAGCCUCGGAGCCUUGGAGAAACUACAUACUUUUAUAGACAUUCGUUAAAAAGAUGAUGUAAGCCACUAAACAGAAACCGAAACCAAAAUAACAAGCAAAAAAGUAAUAAGAAAAAAGAAAACCGAUCUUAAGGCAUUGUUUUUAUAUACACUUAUGAUAAUGAUGAUGACGAUACCUAGCAUUACCCACAAGUACCUACAUAUAUAUGAGAAAUACUUUUUAUUACUAACUACUUGAUACGAGCCACAGAACUGAGCCGAGGUCGGAGACGAUUGAGUAAAAGCAACAGCAUCUAGUGACUAAAUUAUUAAUAAUAAAUACUACACUUAAACAUUGACUAGUUGAAAUUUACCAUGACAAAAACUAAAACCGAACAAAAACUAUCGUACAUCUAGACAAAGAAAAACUCUCAUCCGAGAGGAUGGAUCUCUCCUCCGAUUCGGAACAGAACUUGCUAAGCUUUAGCCCCCCACAUGUGUCCCCCAUGGUAGUGUAAUCAACUUGUGCCAUUCGAACUGCCUAGAAUUUGUUAUUAACUAUUUAAUAUUGAACUCAUAAGCGCCGUUUUAGAUGCGACUAACCGGGAUAUCUAUGUUAACCCCCCUCUCGCAGGUUGUUUCAUUACCCCAAUUCAUUUUGUACAUUGUACAUUCCGAUUGAAUACUGUACGGUAAAGCAAAUAUCAAACUAUACCUACCAAGCUUGCAUGGCUCUUCACCAGGACAUUAAGCCCGAUCUCAAAUUUAAACUCUCCUCACAAACAAAACAAACGAAACAAGACACACUCGCUGGCAGCCACAAUUGUACUACAUACAUAAACAUAUUUCGAAUUCAAUCAAAUACAAAUAAAAAAAACCAUUUGUCUAAUGUGCUAAAAGAAGAAACUGAUAAUAAACACAAAAUAAUUUC